AUGAAAAUGUUGAAUAUCGUUGGUCGCGGGAAUUCUUCACGAUUUCCACAGAAUCUUCCACAAAACGUAAUAAAGUCUAAGGAAACUUGCAAACAGCAAAAUAGACCAGCAGACUCUUCGUUUUUUUGCUUUCACACAAGACACAGAUCCGAAGCCAGAUUACGUGCUGAAGAAGAAGAAGAGAAAUUGAUACAAGAACAAAUAGAAAGAGCAGAAAAGUUGCAGAAAUUUCAAGCUGAUGUGCAGAAACGGGUUUCAGCAAUUCGGAAAAUGAAACAGCAAAAAGAAAUUGAACGAGGGAUGAAAGACAUGAAUAUUGCUUGCAAUGUAAUGCGCAGUUGUGUUGGUCUCAGCACUUCAGUCAUCAAUCCACAAAAGUUUCUGAUCUCUCUUAAGCAACCAAACAGCUCUUUUGAUGAGGUCCCACAUUCGUUAUCACAGAACCCAGAAAUAUUGACACCACUCUCCCAUGAUAACAACACUAAGCAGCAGCAGCUGGAAGAGAAAAUGCCCUCAACCUCAAGCACAAGUGCUAUUUUUGAUCAAGAAAGUGGACCUGUAAAAAUUAUCUGUGAUGACAAACAAUCUCCAAAUGCAAGUUAUCUCAUCACUGGUGGAAUGAAAGACAAAAAGAAAUUCAACAGAGUUCAUGUUUGA
This is a messenger RNA of Acanthosepion pharaonis, 657 nucleotides long. The record is from the annotation of a GenBank genome assembly. NCBI's taxonomy places the organism in Eukaryota, Metazoa, Mollusca, Cephalopoda, Sepiida, Sepiidae.